ACUUAGUAUAAAGCGCCACCGCUGUUUAACCAUUAUGAAUGUUCUGUCACUUCUAAAAACGUUAUUAAUUGAGCUUUUACUUAAUUGAAGUAAAGUAAUUAUUAGGAAAAUAUAUAUGAGAAUAUUCUCGGUGUUAUUUGCUUAAUUUGAAUUUGAAAGGUGAUUCUGUGUACUAAAAUGAGCACAGACAUUAAACAAGUGGAUAACACAGAAACAAAUGAGGAAACUAGUACAGGUAGUAAAGUGGACUGUUAUGCUCCUCACAUAAAUACAGCCAACAAUAUUGUUGAAACAAAAUGCUUAAGCAAUGAAGAUAAUGAGUCAUUAAAUGAAAAUAUGGAAUCGAGGAAAAACAUGAAUUUAAAUAAGGAUAUUCAAAGUCAAGCAAUAACAACUCAACGAAAACGAGAUGAUGAUCAAGUCGAAGAGUUUGACACUGAUGAAGAGGAUGAAGUUGAACAUGGAAUUAAUAACAAAUCAAAUAAGAAUAUUAAUACGACAGCACCAGAUUAUUCUAAACAUCUGUCAUAUGAGGGGGAUUUGUGUAUAUAUACAGAACCAGCAACAGGAAAUCAAUUGGUUUGGGAUACAGAGAAAAAUGCUUGGAUGCCACGAGCAUCCGAAGUAUCUACCAAGGAUUUGGAAAUCCCAAAUGACUCCACAAAGCAGUAUGAGUUUGAUGGGCAACAUUAUGUCUAUACAGACAAGAGUAGUAAUAUAACAUACAAGUUCGAUCAAGAUAAAAAUGAAUGGAUUCCAAAAGACAGUGACAAAGAUCAAAUUGCACAGGUGAGUGGACCAGCUGUAGCAGCACCUGGAGGAGUUUAUGGUUUUGAGAAUGACACCCAUACUUACACGGAUCCAAAUGAUGGAUCCAUUUAUAUAUGGGACCGUGAAAAAAGUGCCUGGUUUCCGAAGGUGGAUGAUGAGUUCAUGGCUAGAUAUCAAAUGAGUUAUGGUUUCACGGAUCCAAACAAAGAAGAAGAAAAUGUAGAAUCAAAGGAGAAAGAAGGAAAUUUAGAAAUACUCCAAAAAUUGGACAAAGAACAGAGAAAAGCUGAGGCCAAGAGAAAAGCUCAGGAACCCCCUUCUUGGUUCGAGAUUGACGAAGCACAUAACACUGCAAUCUAUGUAUCCGGUCUCCCUCUGGAUAUUACAAUGGAGGAACUUACCCAGCUUGUUACAAAGUGCGGCUUGGUAGCACGGGACGAGAAAGGCAAGGAUAAGAUAAAGCUCUACAGGGAUGCUGGCGGUGAACCGAAAGGCGAUGCGCUGUGCACUUACAUAAAGAUUGAAUCGGUAGACCUCGCUCUGAAGGUUCUGGACGGCUGGCAAAUCCGAGGGAAGACGUUGUCCGUGCAGCGCGCGAAAUUUCAAAUGAAGGGAACGUACGAUCCAGCACUGAAGCCAAAACGAAAGAAAAAGGACAAGGAACGUUUGAAAAAGAAUCAAGAGAAGCUAUUCGAUUGGAGACCAGAAAGGAUGCGCGGCGAGCCGCAAAAGUGCGAACGCGUCGUGAUAAUCAAGAAUCUUUUCGCACCCGAGGAUUUCGACAAGGAAGUUGCACUGCUCUUAGAAUAUCAGCAGGACAUCCGUUCGGAAUGUCUGAAAUGUGGUGAUGUACGAAAAGUCAUAAUUUAUGACAGACAUCCUGAGGGUGUUGCACAGGUAACGUUUGGUGAACCCUCGGAAGCUCAGGCAUGCAUUCAGUUAUUGAAUGGACGAUGGUUCGGACAGAGGAAAAUAUCGGCUGAGAUAUGGGACGGUAAAACCAAAUACAAAGUGGCCGAGACAGACGCCGAGAUCGAAGCGCGAUUGGCCAAAUGGGACAAGUUUUUGGAGGAUGAAGACGAAAGAAAGGAAGCUGCAAAGAACGCGGCGCAGUCGAAGUGAAGCCAGAAGUACACCCAAGAAACAUUGCACACCUUUCAACAUCGAAAAAAUGAAGUCCUUAAAUCAGGAAGAGCGUCUCUUGAUUUCGUAUUACGAGUAAUACUGGAAACUCGUACAACCCCGAUAAAUCCUCAGAGACAUUGGCUAUACUUUAUAACAAUAAAUAGCCCAUUCUCGAUGCUGCUACAUUAGUAACGUCGAUACUAAUUCUUGUAGUAACGUAGGGAAAUAAAGGAAGAUAAUUUUAA
Messenger RNA from Cephus cinctus (wheat stem sawfly), 2141 nucleotides. RefSeq names its product HIV Tat-specific factor 1 homolog (gene barc). The record is from RefSeq and is a predicted model, not a curated record. Bases 178 to 1893 code for a protein of 571 amino acids. NCBI's taxonomy places the organism in Eukaryota, Metazoa, Arthropoda, Insecta, Hymenoptera, Cephidae. Gene Ontology annotation, cellular component: U2 snRNP; U2-type spliceosomal complex. The transcript has 7 exons. Gene Ontology annotation, molecular function: RNA binding. Gene Ontology annotation, biological process: mRNA splicing, via spliceosome.